AAUAAAUGUAAAUUUAUGAAAAUAUACCUUUUAAAUGCUGUGCAGCAAGGCCAGGUUUGGGACGACCCGCUCUAUUUUUAUGGAGAUAGAGAUAAGAGCCUGUUAUUUCGUGCAAUUACAAUUGUCGGUGUAACAUUACUUGUCAUGUCUGACAAAGGAGGAAACGAAUCUGUCACUACCAAUGAAAUUGUUGACAAGUCUGAAGAAACGGGAGAAAAUUUAACAAACGAAGAAGCACCCACGAGUCUCGAGACUAUUCCUUCUGAAACACCUUUAGUUCGAAAUGGAACUCAGACUGCUUCCAAAGACAAAACGAAAAUCGAUAUUUUAUUGAAAGCAACCGCUAAUGCUCCGAUAAUGAAACAGAAGAGAUGGACUGUCAGUCAAGAUCAGUGUAUCGGUAAAAUUUCUGAUUUCGUGAGAAGAUACCUGAAACUAGAUUCUAACGAAAAAUUGUUUCUUUAUGUAAAUCAAACAUUUGCACCUGCGCCGGAUCAAGUGGUGAAAAAUUUAUACAACUGUUAUGGAGCAGACGGAAAACUAAUACUUCACUAUUGUAAAAGUCAAGCGUGGGGUUAAAUGCUUCUUGAAGACCGCGCUCGUUCAUCGAACAAAGCAGAACAAAGUAGCGAAGUUACAAGUUUCGUCGCUUGUUGGCGCCACGAGGUACUUUGAGAAGGAUGUAGGGAUACAAGAUAAUUUAUAAUCUCCAAGUAAGCACAA
Messenger RNA from Osmia lignaria (orchard mason bee), 723 nucleotides. Lineage: Eukaryota; Metazoa; Arthropoda; Insecta; Hymenoptera; Megachilidae. The record is from RefSeq and is a predicted model, not a curated record.